UGAAGUUACGCUAAACCGUUAAAUCAGUUUCUCGCAACGUCAAUUCAUGGCAGCAAAACAAGAUCCUCUCUGUACUGUAAAUCAAUGGAGGAAUUCUGAGAAAGCGAGAAACCUUUCAAAUGCCGGCGAAUUAUCCUUAUAUAUGUCGGACGAGAUACAACGAAAAUCUACUCGGCGUUUUCUAUGGCCAAAAUCCGUUAAAAGCCUCUUUUCCCCUAAUUAUGGUGGAGCUAACAUUUCUCAUCAUUGUCUCUCGCGUCGUGCGCCUCCUCCUGAAGCCAUUCGGGCAGCCAAAGAUCAUCUCGGAGAUAAUUGGCGGAAUUAUACUUGGUCCAUCUGUGUUAUGCCGUAAUGAAAAGUUUCGAAUGUAUAUGUUCCCUGAUAAUGGGUAUUAUGUGAUUAAGAAUAUGGGAGUAGUAGGAUUCAUGUUUUAUCUUUUUAUAUCUGGUGUGAAAAUGGACAUAUUUGCAGUACGGAAAGCGGAUAAAAAGCAUUGGUACAUUGCCCUAUUUGGGGUGAUGGUGCCACUUUGUUGUGGCAUAGCUGUUGCAUUUUAUUGGAGGAAGUCUAUGGCUCCUGAGCUGGUGAAAGCUUCUGCGGUUAUGGGGAUAACCUCAUCUUUGGCUAUGACAGCCUUUCCCGUUCUUUAUCCGAUCAUGAAGGAGCUCAACUUACUCAGCUCUGAAAUUGGGAGGGUGGCGCUAUCCAUUGCAGUGAUUGGUGAUGUGAUAGGAAUGAAUGGUGUAGUUAUAUUCGAGGCCUCCAAGCAAGGUGAAAACCGGCCUAUAGCUGCUUUAUGGUACAUCAUCUCGUUGGCUGUGGUUCAGGCGUCUAUAUUUGGCGGUGUGAGACAGUUCAUGAUAUGGAUUAUCAGGACAACCCCUGUAGGGAAGCCGGUGGAUCAGGUUUAUGUGAUUGGCAUAUUGUUGGGUGUUUUUGUUAUUGCUUUUGUUGCUGACGCGCUGGGGCUUGCUAUUGCCAAUGGGCCGUUGUGGCUUGGCUUGGCCGUGCCUGAUGGUCCUCCGUUAGGAGCCAUUCUAGUGGAGAAAAGCGAGACCAUAUUGACCAACAUUUUCAUGCCAUUUUCUUACAUGUAUGUAGGCAUGGUAACAGAUCUUUCGUCCAUGAGCGGCCAUUGGGAAUAUCUGCGGCCGCUGCUUUAUGUGGUCUUGACUGGAUACAUCAUGAAAAUGGUGUCCACUCUUGCCAUUGCCCGUUUCUUGGACUUGACCAUUAGAGAUAGCCUCACUCUGAGCCUGAUAAUGAGUUUGAGGGGUGAAGUCGAGUUUUUGUUGUUUAUCCAUUGGAUGGAUUUCAAGAUUCUGAAAGUCCCAGAAUUCACAAUGCUGGUCCUGUUGACAAUAGCUGUGACUGUUAUAACUGCGCCCUUGAUCAGGAUACUCCAUGAUCCCGCAAGGCCAUAUAUGCUGAACACGAGGCGCACAAUACAACACACUUUGCCGAACAGUGAACUCCAUCUUGUAACGUGUAUCAAUGAGGAAGAGAAUCUGUAUGGAGUGAUGAAUUUACUAGAGCUUCUUAAUCCAACUGCUAGCACUCCUAUUGCUGUCCAUACUUUACGCCUAAUUGAGCUCGUUGGUCGUGCCAACCCAGUGUUCAUCGACCACGAAAGUGAAGAGGAAAAUGGAGCAGAAGGAUGCAGAUUCAGUUCAAUACAUAAUGCUGUAAAGAUUUUUGGUGAAGCUAGAGGUGAGUACAUAACAAUGCAUUCUUAUACAGCAAUCAGUCCUAAGAGAAGCAUGCAUCAAGACGUCUGUGAGCUAGCUCUUACUAAGCAAGCGUGUUUGAUCAUUGUACCGGUUCCCCGUGUAAUAAUUGAUCACACGAUAGGAACGCCGGCUAGGAAGUCAACCUCUCAAUCACUGAGUUUUAACGUGUUGAAACACGCGCCUUGCUCGGUAGGAGUUCUAGUGAGCAAGAAGGAGUACCCAAGUCGUGUUUAUGGUGUUUUGAGAAGUUCAAUGCAUCACUUUAUCCUUCUAUUCUUGGGCGGAGCAGAUUGUAGAGAGGCGCUUUCUUAUGCAGACCGUGCUGCUGCUAGAUGUCCGGAUAUAUCACUCACUGUCGUCAGGUUUCUCUCGCACGAAAAUGAGGGAGACAUUGAAGUGGAGAAGAAGCUUGAUGAUCAAUUGGUGACAUCGUUUUGGGUUAAAUACGAAGCAAAUGAGCAUGUCGUCUAUCGAGAGGCAGUGGUGAAGAACGGGGAGGAAACUAUGGCUGUUAUUCAUGCAAUGAAUAACGUGUGCUAUGAUCUUUGGAUCGUGGGGAGAAACCAUGUAAAUCCUGUUCUCAUUCAAGGACUAUCGAAUUGGACUGAAAUCGGUGAGUUGGGAGUUAUUGGAGAGUACAUCGCCUCCUCGGAUUUUAGCAGUAACGCUUCAGUUUUGGUGGUGCAACAGCAAAUAUUAAGAGGCCAGAGAAAAGAAUUCAGUGACUCGACGCAGUAGAAACCUCGAGAUGAUUUGUAAAUGAAACAACGAAGGUAAGCAUGUCAAGUUCUCCCUGUCUUCACACACUAACUUGGCAAUUUCUUGAGUUGGUUCUGUCAACAGAGUAGAUGUAGCAGAAUGGAUGUGAGUACAAGAAACUCGAAGAUUCAGGUGGAGGAGCAUCGACAAACUGCUUCUACCCCGCCCCAUUUUCGACCAAGAAUAACGCCUUGGCCAAAUCCCAUCUGAGAUGGCUAUGGAGUCGACAAAAACUACAUAGAUGUGUGUUGCAGAGAGGUGGGUCGACAAGGUUAUAUCAUGAGUAUCCCUGCCGGGGUUGAAAUGUAGGGGAUGGUCCUCGGUUAAGACAGUGGUAUAUGUACAUUUGAGCCUACUUGAGCUUCUACGGCUUAGUUCAGCGUUGUGGUUGAUACUGACCCCGACUCAUGUUGGUCGUGUGGUCGAAUGGUUGGAAAAUAUGUAGUGAAAAGGCCAUGUUGAUUUUGGUAAUAGGCUUGUAAGAGCGGGGUGCUUUGGGGCAGAAUGAAGGAGACGUUCAUGACGCUCAGUGGCGGAUCCAUCGUUCGUGCUUAGUGGUGAAUGGUUUUGACGUCUUCUUAUUCUUCGAAAACAAAUAGCUGUAGAUCGGGGGAUUAUAGUGUUUCCGUUCGAUCCUAAGGGAAUAUUUAAAUCAUAUAAACAACACAAUAUAAUUUCGACUCUUAAAAGAGCACGGAUGUGGGCCCGGAUCCACUUUUAUUA
Molecule: messenger RNA, 3212 nt
Organism: Salvia splendens (bonfire salvia)
Lineage: Eukaryota; Viridiplantae; Streptophyta; Magnoliopsida; Lamiales; Lamiaceae
Product: cation/H(+) antiporter 24
Exons: 5
Coding region: 120-2468 (782 amino acids)
Biological process (GO): regulation of pH; proton transmembrane transport
Cellular component (GO): endomembrane system; membrane
Molecular function (GO): antiporter activity
Source: RefSeq, a predicted model, not a curated record